GUCGACAAAACCUCGCGUGUGUGACGCCCGGGAAAAGUACCCGACUUGAGAGAGUGCGCAGCGAAGCGUACACGAUCGUUGCUUAUACAUUCAAAUAACAUGACCAUAUUACUAGUCUGUGUAGCCCUGCUGGUGGGCAGCGUGAACUCCUCAAACUCCACCAUACCAGCCGAUGAAGACGACACGUGCGAGGCUCCGAUCGGACUCUGGAGCCUGGCGCUCGAGGACUGGGCUACAUCGACCCGAGUACAGUCGGAUCGACAUGGUCGAGUGAUGGCGCUGCCGUCAACGAAGGGCUAUUACGUGACGGAGCGUUUCGACAGCCCGUACCUGUCUCCGCCCCCGCCAGCCCCCUCUUCGCCCGGGCACAUACCGCCAGCGCCAGGCCACGCUCCGCACGCAGCGGGCGCCAUGCCGGUACCCAACCAGCCGCCGCACGCGAUGCGCGCGCCGCAGGGGUACAAGGAGUGGGAGGGCACGCCGCCGGCCGGGGGCAAGAUCGUCAACCGCCCCACGAAGCCCUAUAAGGACAAGUUCAAGCCGAGCUACCAGCAGCAGCAGCAGCAGCAGCAGCGGCCCGGCGCGCUGGACCGCGUGGACGAGCCGGCGCGCAAGCAGGUGACGGAGACCGACCUGUACCUGCUGAGCGCCAUCGAGAAGCUGGUGUACCGCGCCGACCUCGUGGAGAAGCGCCUGCGCAAGAUGGAGGAGAGCGUGCACUCCCUGCUGGCCGGGCUCGCGUCCCAACCGGAGCCGUGCCCCGGGAACUACACGCGCGUGGGCAACACGUGCUACUCGUGGUCGCGCGCGGCGCUGGACUGGAAGGGCGCGUCGCUGGCGUGCCGCAAGGCCCGCGCCGCGCUGCUGGAGCUCACAGACGACGCGCAGAAGAACAUCUUCUACUCCAAACUGCUGUCCGAUAAGACGCUCCGAGGUGAAGACUUCUGGACGGGCGGCUUGAACCCCGGCCUGCUCUGGAUCUGGUCGCACUCGGCGAAGCCUGUGGAGCCCACCAGCACCAACUCGACCAGCAUCGCGGGCGACGGGCGCUGCCUGGCGCUGGUGUCGGACCCCACGCGGGGCAGCUACGUGUACCGCGGGCAGGACUGCGCGGCGCCGCACCGCUACGUGUGCCAGCGGGACGACCGCCCGGACCGACUCGCCAACGACAUCUCGCGCGCCGCCCGUGCCCUCGCCGGCGACACGGGCCGGAGCGCCAGAUUGUGGCGGGCGACCAGCAGCGAUGCACUAUAA
This is a messenger RNA of Pararge aegeria (speckled wood butterfly), 1254 nucleotides long. RefSeq lists its product as uncharacterized. The transcript has 6 exons. The record is from RefSeq and is a predicted model, not a curated record. NCBI's taxonomy places the organism in Eukaryota, Metazoa, Arthropoda, Insecta, Lepidoptera, Nymphalidae. Bases 100 to 1254 code for a protein of 384 amino acids.